AUGGACGACUUCUUCGAUCGCACGGCCGCGGUAGGCAGCGACGAGGACGAGGAAAUGGACGACGAGACAGGCGAGCCAGUCAACGGUGCUGGUAAAUCACGUGCUCGCAACGGCGAUAUGAACGAUUCGAGUGAGGAGGAAGAAGACGAUGAUGAGGAAGAGGCGCGGCGCAUUCGGGAAGGCUUCAUUGUGGAUGAAGAUGAGGAAGACGAGGAGGCGAAAGAGCGCAGGCGGGAGAAGCGCAAGCGGAGACGCGAAGAGAAGGGUGAGGAAGAAGAGCAGCUGGAUCAGGAGGAUCUGGAGCUCAUUGGUAUCACGGCUCCCGAGGAUGAGAGGGUGCAGGGCGAGCCGAGCAAGUUCAAGCGUCUGAAGCGUGGGCAUCGCGAGGAGCGGGCUGUGAGUGAGGCACGUGGGGUGGAGGACAUCUUCUCAGAUGACGAGGAGGGGGUGGAUGGUGCAGCUCGUCCUGCUCGGACUUUUGGCUAUCCUGGCGAUGACCUGGACGACUUCAUCGAGCAGGAUGAGUUUCCUGAUGAGGAGCAGGGUAUGCUGGAUGAAGACGCUGGUAUUCGAGCUCCGAAACGGGCCGGCUAUGCCGAUUUGCAGAAUCUGAAGGACUCGGGGCUGGGUGAGGCUGUUCUGGAAGAUAUGCGCGUGGCUUUUGGUGAUGGCGACGAGUUUGGCUGGGCACUGGACGCAGAGCAGGCACAUAACGAGGACACGAUGGACCCGGAGAAGACCUACGAGCUCAAGGAUGUCUUCGAGCCUUCGCAGCUGGCUGAGAAGAUGCUCACAGAGGGUGAUAACGUCAUCCGGAGUACCGACGUACCUGAACGCUUUCAGGAGCUGCGGAAGCCAUAUAGGAAUCUGGCAGAUUUGAGUGAAGAGGAGCAGGAAACUCGUAAUGCCGAGGAGGCAGCGUGGAUAACAUCCACUCUCUGGCCACGAAGACGAAUGGACCCCCGAUUGAAGGAGCCGUUCGAGGCCGCCGUCAAACAGGUGCUUCACUUCAUGAAUGUCGAGGACUUCGAGCCGCCAUUCAUCUUCCAGAACCGAAAGGACUAUCUCAUCCACUCCGAGCAGAUCCCCCUCAGCCCGCUACCCGGCAAUCCGGACGCGCCAAAGUACAAGGUACAAGCUGAGAAGCUACUUGGGCAGGAAGAUCUCUGGACCAUCCUCGAGCAGGAUCUCAAAUUCCGCGCUUUCGAGGAGAAGCGUCUAGCUAUCCGUAAUGGCGUUGAUGCUAUCAAGGAGACUGCUACAGACUUCAACGACACCGUCUUCGAGGAUCUUGUACCAGCUGCAGCCGUCAUCGACGACUUGCAGGAUUUGCAGGAUUACCUCAAUUUCCAGUUUUCGCAACAGCUCAAGGAUAUCAGUCUUGAACAAGCCGAGACAAACGGAACUCAGAAGCGUGCGAGAGGUGCGAGGAGUAUGUGGGAUAAGGUCCGAUCAGGCUCUGCUUACCACCUUGUCCGCGCAUUCGGUAUCACGGCUGAUGCUGUGGCGCGUAAUGCUGAGCGAGGCGGCAAUCGCACUUUCACCGAGGAUUCGGAUCAGCGACCGGAUGAUCUCGCGGACACUCUUGUGCAGGCGCCGGAGUUCACGACGGGUGAGGAUGUCUUUACAGCGGCGAAAGCGAUGUUUGUCGAGGAGCUGGUGAUGUCGCCGCGUAUGCGACGACAUGUGCGGAAGAUCUACUAUGAGCAACUCGUCUUUGAUGUGCACAGGACCGAGAAGGGUGCGAAGGUCAUCGAUGAGGAUCAUCCUUCUUACGAAUUCAAGUACUUGCGCAAUCAAGAGAUCAAGAUCGUCUUUGACAGACCUGAGCUCUUCCUGAAGAUGCUGGAGGCAGAGAAGGACGGUCUGAUCGAAGUGGUAGUCCGGCUGCAGAAGGAUAAGCGUGUCAAGGAUGAGCUGUAUCGCGCCAUCGAGAGCGACAAUUUCUCCGAGGUCGCAGAUGCCUGGAAUAAGCUGCGGCGGGAGUGUAUUGAUGCCGCUUUCGAGAAGCUUCACAAAAUUAUUGCGCGAGGUGUUAAGGACACGAUCAAGAACGAGUGCGAGAACAGGAUUGCUACCGACUGCCGCAAAGCAUAUCACGAGCGUCUUGAUCAAGCGCCAUACCGACCCACCGGUAUGGUUCUGGGCACUGUUCCUCGUGUCCUCGCCAUCUCAAAUGGUCAAGGCAAUAAGGGCGAUGCAAUCUGCUGGGCAUAUAUGGAAGAAUCCGGGCGUGUGCAGGAGAAUGGCAAGUUCAAUGACCUGCGUCUGGGUAAUGCCGAGAAGUACAUCCCAGAAGGCAAAGACGUCGCAGCUUUCGUGGAACUGGUUGAGCGCCGCAAACCAGACGUCAUCGCCGUUUCUGGCUUCUCCGUCGAGACGCGAAAUCUGUACAAGGACCUUCAAGCCAUCACCAAGGAGAAACAACUCAUGGGCGCCACGUACGAGGACCGAGAGACCGACCGCGAGAUACAGGAUGAGUUGGACGUGGUCAUCGUGCAGGACGAGGUCGCACGGUUAUACCAUACCAGCAAGCCUGCGGAGAAAGAAUUCCCGGCUUUCCCGCCGCUGACGAGGUAUUGUGUCGCGCUGGCACGAUAUAUGCAGGACCCGCUGAAGGAGUAUGCGGCGUUAGGCAGUGGGAUCACGAGUAUCUCUUUUGAUCCUAGUCAGAAGCUUAUUCCGGAGGAUAAGCUGCUGAGGGCGUUGAACACGGCUAUUCAGGAUAUGGUCAAUCUGGUUGGCGUGGAUAUCAACGCGGCUGUUAGCGACGAAUAUACUGCCAAUCUGCUGCAGCAUGUUUGUGGGUUGGGCCCGAGGAAGGCGAAACAUAUGGUCAAUGUUAUCAGGCAGAAUGGGAGUGAGGUCGUGAGUCGGGCGGAUCUGGUCGGCGACGUGGAUAGGAAUCUUCGACAGGCUGUUGGACCGAUCGUCUGGACGAACUGCGCAAGCUCGAUCUUCAUUCAUUACGGUGACGUGGAGCAGGAGGGUCCGGAAGCUGAUCCCUUGGACAAUACGCGCAUACAUCCUGAAGACUACGACUUGGCAAGGAAGAUCGCGGCGGAUGCGUUGGAGCUGGAUGAGGAGGAUGUGAAGGCUGAGGCGGAUGAGAACGGGGCUUCGGCUGUUGUGCGACGGUUGCAGAAGGAUGAGCAGACUGAUCGGGUCAACGAUCUCGUGUUGGAGGAGUACGCGGAUCAGUUGGAGAAGCAGAUGCAUCAGCGGAAACGAGCUACGCUUGAGACGAUCCGCGCGGAGUUGCAGGUCGCCUAUGAGGAGUUGAGGCACAACUUCAACUACCUCUCCUCCGAGCAAACCUUCACCAUGCUCACUGGCGAGACGCGGGAUUCGUUGCAGGAGGGCAUGAUAGUGCCCGUUUCUGUCAAGAGGACUUUCGGGGAUCAUAUCGAGACGAAACUAGAUUGUGGGAUCCUGGGCACAGUGGCCGAUUCCGAGUUCCCGGAGGACAUCUAUCGGGAUGUGCAGGACGGGAAGAGGGAGCCAAGACAUAUCUGGACCACGCAUCAGGUUAUCCGGGGCAAGAUCAAGUUCUUGAAUAAGAAGUCAAUGGAGGCGGAGUUGACGCUAAGGGAGGUGGAGAUGAGGAAGCCGUUCCGGAGGCAUUUCGACCAUGGGCUUGAUGAGUGGGACGAGGAGCUCGAGGCUAGGGAUCGGAAGGAGAGCAGGAAGGUCGUGGAUAAGGAGACCGGGAGGGCGCAGCGCGUGAUCAAGCACCCGGAUUUCCGCCCCUUCAACAGCGCUCAAGCGGUGGAAUAUCUCGGCCCGCUUGGGCGUGGAUCGUGCGUCAUCCGGCCUUCGUCUAAGGGACCGGAUCAUUUGGCCGUGACGUGGAAGGUGCACGAGGGCGUGUUUCAGCAUAUUGAUGUGCUGGAGCUGGAUAAGGAGAAUGAGUUUUCCGUGGGCAGGGUGUUGAGGAUUGGAGGCAAAUGGAGUUAUUCGGAUUUGGAUGAGUUGAUUGCGGAGCAUGUGCGCACGAUGGCGAAGAAGGUCGAGGAGAUGAUGGGGGAUGAGCGGUACCAGAGUGGGUCGCGGCAGCAGACUGAACAAUGGCUAACCACCUACACCGAAGCCAACCCCCGCCGAAGCAUGUACGCCUUCUGCUUGAACACAAAGUACCCGGGCUACUUCCUCCUCUGCUUCAAAGCCGGCGGGGACGCGCCCUUGGCCAAUUGGCCGGUCAAGGUGAUUCCGAAUGCGUUUGAGCUGAAGGGCAAUAAGUAUCCGGAUAUGAGGGCGUUGAAGAAUGGGUUUAAAUUGCUUUUUGCCAAUUCGGGGCCCGGGGGUGCUGGGGCGAAUGGGAUUCCGCGACGGUAG
This is a messenger RNA of Recurvomyces mirabilis, 4335 nucleotides long. It is a transcript of the gene SPT6, whose product is annotated as Transcription elongation factor spt6. The record is from RefSeq and is a predicted model, not a curated record. Lineage: Eukaryota; Fungi; Ascomycota; Dothideomycetes; Mycosphaerellales; Teratosphaeriaceae. Gene Ontology annotation, biological process: transcription elongation by RNA polymerase II; nucleosome organization; transcription elongation-coupled chromatin remodeling. The transcript is spliced from 2 exons. The coding region runs from base 1 to 4335 and encodes 1444 amino acids. Gene Ontology annotation, molecular function: nucleosome binding; DNA binding; histone binding. Gene Ontology annotation, cellular component: transcription elongation factor complex.